Messenger RNA from Spirodela intermedia, 2992 nucleotides. Lineage: Eukaryota; Viridiplantae; Streptophyta; Magnoliopsida; Alismatales; Araceae. The record is from the annotation of a GenBank genome assembly.
AUGGGCGCCUCGGAGAAGACCAGGAAGAGGAGGGUUGUUCUGGUUCUCAUCGACGGCCUGGGGGACGUGUCCCUGCCGAGGUUCCGGCAGAAGACUCCUCUUCAGGUGGCGGAGGUGCCCAAUCUGGACGCCAUCGCCGCUGCCGGCGUAAACGGGCUGAUGGACCCCGUGGAAGCGGGCUUGGCCUGCGGGAGCGAUACGGCGCACCUCUCUCUGCUGGGCUACGACCCAAGAGUCUACUACCGGGGGAGAGGAGCCUUCGAGUCGAUGGGCGCCGGUCUGGCCAUGUCUCCCGGAGAUAUCGCCUUCAAGGUGGGGUUUUUUCUGUUCUUCCAAGCUCCAUUCCAUGAUAUUAGAAUUUGUUAUCUAUCUUAUCUAUCGAUGCCUCUCUAUCUCUCUCUCCAUAUGUAUACAUAUAUAUAUAUAUAGAUAUAUAUAUAUAGAAGGUUACAAGAUCUCAGAUUGCAUGUGGAAACAUGUGCCCGGAAUAGGCCCGCUGCUGCUGAUUUUUCUUCUUUUUUUUUCUGAUUAAGGGGUCCAGUCAGGCAUAAUUUCUAGAGCUCAAGUUUUAUGGCAGCUUUCGAGUUAGACUGAUACCGAAAGUACCCUAUAGUAUUAUUUUUUAUUCAUGAAAUUUAACCUAGAGUGCUACAUCCAUGCCAAUUCUGAUCCGUUCCUGUCUAACCCUUUUACAGUCUAACUUUGCUACACUGGAUGAGAGCACCGGCAUUGUGACCAGCAGGAGGGCUGACAGGCAUUUUGAAGAAGAGGGCCCAGUCCUCUGUGAAGCAUUGGAUGGGAUAAAGCUCCCAUCUUUCCCAGGCUAUCAAGUGAGGGUCAGGUAAGCAGAGAACAGUUUUCCUCUGGGAAGAGAGAGAAAAGCUCAACCAACGUAGAUUUAGAUCUCACUAAAGAGACAUCACGGGCUUGUUAGGAUUUGAAGGACAAAUUAGGGGAGUAAUCUACAGUAUUACUACUGACAUGGGUUUUUGUUAUUUUGGUCUUCUUCUUCAUGAUGAGUGAAGCAAUGAGGGUGGCUGAUGGUGGUGUGCCUUCUCUCUACAGAUAUGCUACUGAGCACAGAUGCGGUGUGGUGGUCAAGGGGCCAAAUCUGAGCGGAAAUAUCUCAGGCACAGACCCACUGAAGGACAACCGCCUCCUUCUGAAAGCCGAGGCUCUGGAUGGCACAGAGGAGGCCAAGAACACAGCCGCUGUGGUCAAUGAACUCUCCCAGCAGAUGUCCAAAGUUCUCAUCUCUCAUCCUGUCAAUGAGAAGCGAGCGGCAGAAGGGAAGAGUAUUGCAAAUAUUGUCCUGCUUCGGGGCUGUGGCAUUCGAAUUGAGGUCGGUGGGCGAGAUUAUCAACAGAUGAUUGCCAUUUUAUUGAACAAACUUUGGCUGUUUUCUGCCGAUCCUAGCAAAUUUCAUCCUGAACUACAUUUGAUACUGAUUCUGAUCAUCUAUUAAUAUCUCUAACCCCAUCAGCCACCAUCAUAGGAAUGUAUCUUCAUAGUUUGCCCAAUUACCUGUGCAGCAAUGACAUCUUAGUUACUAGUUGGAACUACAGAAGAUGAUGCAACUACAGAAGAUGAUGGAUUUGUUGAGUUUAAAUAUUAGUCUUGAAUGAUGAUAGCCUUUAUGAAUAGUUGGAAAGAAAUUUCAGAAAAACUAACACCGAGACUGUAGACAGGUAAGUGAUUGACUCACCAGAUAGCAUGCUCUCCACAAGGCUUUCUUUCGAACAGUUGGAACAGUUACAAAAUUGAAUAAGUGAGAUAUUAAAUGUGACGUAAAUCUGUAAAUUUCACGUAUUAUUUAUUUGUUUUUGUCUUUAGAUGGUGUGAUCCACCACAUUAUAAUCACAGUCAAGUUCUAUCAUGUGUUUGUCUCCCCCGUCUUCUCCCAGUGAUGGAGCUGUAAAAGAACUCAGUCAGUCCACAACUCAUAUCCAUGUUACAGCUAUCUCAGUUAUCUUUUCCCAGUAGCCAUGUGAAUUUAUUCUACCCAGUGCCUGUUGAUUUUGAAUCGCACAGCUCAGAUAUCUGUCAAGCAGUUGUUCUAAUUAUUUCUCAUUUCUGUGCUUUGCCUUCUCGGUUAGGUUCCUUCUUUCAUGGAGAGCCAUGGAUUGAGGCCAUGCAUGGUUGCUCCUACAAAAAUCAUUGCGGGUUUAGGCCUGUCACUAGGUAUAGACAUCCUUGAAGCUCCUGGAGCUACCGGAGACUACCGCACCCUCCUCACUUCCAAGGCAAUAGCUAUCGCCCAAGCACUCUCUGCACCUCUGCAGCCAUGCCCCCGUGUUUUUGUCCCAGGAGAGGACGAAUACAAACAAGGCUUUGCCGAUGGGUAUGAUUUUGGAUUCCUUCACAUCAAGGUGAAUGAUAGGGAAUCUCUGAUUUAUUCUACAAAUUUUAUGCAUUUUUUUUCAUAAUUUAAUGGCUUAAAUCAUAUUGUUCAUAGGAUGUGCAUUGGAAAACUACCUCAGUUCUUCUUCACUGCGGUCUGUGACAGGCUAUUGAUGAUGCUGGCCAUGACAAGGCGAGCUUGUACAAGGUCCGGGCCCUCGAAGCUGUGGACAAGGCCAUCGGUCAGCUGGCAAAGCUCUUGUGGCAAGCUGAAGCAUCUGGGAGUUUCAAGUAUUACCUCUGCGUCACUGGAGAUCACUCCACCCCUGUGGAGUACGGAGAUCACAGCUUCGAGCCCGUUCCAUUUGCUCUCUGCCGGUUGGAAGACUUUGUCGGAGCUGCCGGUGGAGAGGCGGUGGUGAUGGGAACCCCCCUUGAUAGUUUCUCCCUUCCAUCGGCCAAGGCUGGGGAGGAUUUAGCAGAAGAGUUGCCGCCGGCAGAAGGGAAGAGACAUGAAGCCCAGAGAGCGUUUGCUGGUGACUCAGUCAGUGAGCUCAGCGAGGUGGUAGCAGCAAGGGGCUGCCUUGGGCGGUUCCCGGGGAGUGAGAUGAUGGGCAUUAUAAAGAAAUUUAUGAAGCAGAAGAAUGAAUAG